ACGAUCUGGAACAGGACUUAAUUGCGAAGAAGGGACCCGAUAAUAAAUAGAGCCCAAAUAUAAAUUGGAGAAAGCGCGCAAAGAGUAAAUCCAAAUCAUUUCACAAGCAGCGGGAAAAUUGCCGCUUCUAUUUGAAGAGCGUACGCGGUAUCUGAUUGGUUGGUAGGCCGUGACGUUUGCGUGAAAGAGACGAACGUUUUUUCCGGUCAGGUGACCGCUUUAUUCGACGUUAGGCGUAUUCGCAGCUAGAGGGAAAGAACAAAGAUUGAAAUGGCUGGAGGCAAAGCAGGCAAAGACUCUGGAAAGGCAAAAGCAAAGGCGAUUUCUCGUUCAGCAAGAGCUGGAUUACAGUUUCCUGUGGGAAGAAUACACAGACAUUUGAAGUCGAGAACCACUUCCCAUGGACGUGUUGGUGCAACAGCUGCUGUUUACAGCGCAGCUAUUCUGGAAUACUUAACUGCUGAGGUACUUGAGUUGGCUGGAAAUGCUAGUAAGGAUUUGAAAGUGAAGAGAAUCACGCCCCGCCACUUGCAACUUGCCAUUCGUGGUGACGAGGAAUUGGAUUCUCUCAUCAAAGCAACUAUUGCUGGAGGAGGUGUCAUUCCCCAUAUUCACAAGUCGCUCAUCGGAAAGAAAGGACAAACCAAAGCCCCUUGAAGAGAAAGUUGCCCGCUAUUGAUGUAAUUCUGAGUCUUAUGUGUACAGUUAGAAAUGAAUUGACAAUUGUUACCAUUUAACAGACUGAGCAUUGAAUUCAAUGCACUGCCAUUGUACAGAAAGGAAUAUGAAUUUGUCCAGCGCGCGAUUUGCGUUGUUUUUAUACCUCCUUAAAAAUAGUUAAAAUAUGCUAAUUCGUUAUUUUCGUUUUGGGCUUUUAAUUUUAUUACAAAUUCUUUUGUUUAGCUACUCAAUCUCAUUAAGUGGUAGUGUGUAAUUGUUACGCUGUAUUGCACCAAUACACCAGAUAUUUUCUUUAAAAAGUUUUUCAGUAAAAAGUAUACAGCCUUUUGGGCUUGUAAUUUUUAUAUUUUUUUGCUAAAAACCUGGAUUUGCAUUUAACCUUGUAGCAGCAUUUAGCUCUGUUUAGAGACAUAGUGGAUUUUUGAAAUAAACAUUCAAACAUAUAUUCAG
Molecule: messenger RNA, 1131 nt
Organism: Ciona intestinalis (vase tunicate)
Lineage: Eukaryota; Metazoa; Chordata; Ascidiacea; Phlebobranchia; Cionidae
Product: histone H2A.V
Cellular component (GO): nucleosome
Molecular function (GO): DNA binding; protein heterodimerization activity; structural constituent of chromatin
Source: RefSeq, a predicted model, not a curated record